Trematomus bernacchii (emerald rockcod) is the source of this 3084-nucleotide messenger RNA. RefSeq lists its product as uncharacterized. Gene Ontology annotation, molecular function: guanyl-nucleotide exchange factor activity; protein binding. NCBI's taxonomy places the organism in Eukaryota, Metazoa, Chordata, Actinopteri, Perciformes, Nototheniidae. The record is from RefSeq and is a predicted model, not a curated record. The coding region runs from base 1 to 2472 and encodes 823 amino acids. The transcript has 16 exons.
AUGGCAGCUGCUGGAGUGGACUCGAAAUCAGAAGCUACCAACAAUGUGCUGGCACCUAGGAAUAAUAACCACCGUGGCUCUGCACCUCAGAUUUCUUUGACAGAGAGCACUCCAGAUCUCAACAGGAAGAUUCUGUUCACACCAGACAACCAAUUACAAGUUAACUGUCAGCGUGAACGCAGCGCUUCUAUAAAGGAACAAAUACCUGAUGAACAGCAGAAGUUCAUCAAUAUGAUCAGCGGUGCCCAGUGUGGACGCAUGGACGACCAAAGCUGUUCCUUUGAUCCCAGCAAGAGUGCACCAUGCACACCGAAACACAGAGUCCAACAGCCUGCUGCGAGUGAGGAUCCUGAAAUGUUGUUCAGCCUCUUGGCCAACGCUCAAAGCCGACGACUCGACGAUCAGCGUGUGUCUCUUCCAUCUUUACCAGGAUUACAAAACAAAGAGGCCCCAUCUACUGCAGAGGGAGACUCAAGCUACUUGUGUUUCAUGGUCUCUAAAGUUCAGGAUUCCAGAAUGGAUGAGCAAAGGUGCUCACUACCAAAAAUCCUGCCCACGGAGACCCGGUGUUCAACGAAUAAGAACACACUGGGGACUGGUUCAGGCCCUACACGUUCAGCCUCAUUCAGCCCCGGCUCAGAAAUAGAACAACAAAAGAAUAAAGUUAAAGCAUCUCAAAAACAGCUACAGGCUCAAGACUUGACUCCAGGUGAGGAUCCUGAAAUGUUGUUCAGCCUCUUGGCCAACGCUCAAAGCCGACGACUCGACGAUCAGCGUGUGGCUCUUCCAUCUUUACCAGGAUUACAAAACAAAGAGGCCCCAUCUACUGCAGAGGGAGACUCAAGCUACUUGUGUUUCAUGGUCUCUAAAGUUCAGGAUUCCAGAAUGGAUGAGCAAAGGUGCUCACUACCAAAAAUCCUGCCCACGGAGACCCGGUGUUCAACGAAUAAGAACACACUGGGGACUGGUUCAGGCCCUACACGUUCAGCCUCAUUCAGCCCCGGCUCAGAAAUAGAACAACAAAAGAAUAAAGUUAAAGCAUCUCAAAAACAGCUACAGGCUCAAGACUUGACUCCAGGUGAACAGGACUAUCUUUGUUCCUUGAUGGAUAAUUCUCAGCGUGGGCGAAUGGAUGAACAGCGAUGUGUCUUAAAUGCUACUCCCAAGUCCACACCCAAUAGAAAUGCCAGUCAGAGCACUGUUCCAAAAGGUCCAAAUUCGGAACAUUUCUUCAGCCUGCUGUCCAACUCUCAGGGCCGACGGCUUGAUGACCAGCGAGCAUCUCUUCCUUCUUUAGGGAUACAGAAUGGAGGUACCACCUCAACAUCAACUGCUGCAGAGAGGGAUGCCAGCCACUUGUGCUACAUGGUCUCCAAAGCCCAGGGUUCAAGGAUGGAUGGACAGAGAUGUUCUGCACCCUUCCUAAAUAUUGGAACCCCAUCUACUCAAAAAGGAAAUAAUCCCAGUUCAAGCACAUCUGAUUUGACUCUCAAAAGGUCUUUGUCCUUCAGCCGUUUCGAACAUCAGAAGGAGGCAUCUCCAUCUGAACAGAAACAGUUCUUGAAAAUGAUGAAUCAUGCACAAGGCGGACGAAUGGAAGAGCAGCGUUGCUCUUUACAGUCCAGCAGAAGCACACAUGCCACUCCCACACACAAUGGAAGAGCUUUAAAUAGACUCCCUUCAGGUGCAAAGGCGGGUGACUUCUUUGAAGUCAUUACUUCCAGUCAGAGUUAUCGGCUAGACGAUCAGCGUGUUGCACUUCCUCCCCUGUCAGAGAAAAGUCGAAAUUCUGGAAGAAAAGAAAAUGGUAGCAAUCCGAAGGAUGGACCAACUUCUCCACCAUGUAUCAUUGUUGCUGAAAGUACACCAACAACAUCAAGGAAGGAUUUUUCUAGACCCACCUAUCAAAUGGCUCAUGCAGAAUACGAUUCUCCCGGAUCCCUACCUAAAUCUGCUUCAUUUUCCCAAGAGACAGCUUAUCAGAAGAAGCUAAAUUCCCCAGGACAGGUGACAGUUAGGGUGUCCAUGAGCUUUACACCAGAGUUGGUACAUACGAAUAUGGACCAACCAUGCACAUUCCCAGAAGUCUUCCUCACUCUAGGAGCCCCUGGAGACAACCUUGUGAUCCCUCUGAGCCCAGCGCUUGGCAGAUCCCUGUCCUUCAAGUUAAACCUUGUCCCUAAAGAAGAUGUCCAGUACGAGCAUUGCUCUUCAUGCCAUGCAAGUCCCAGAAGAGCCCACACAAGGCCUUCAUCUCCCAACCCACAUGAACAGAGGAGCAUGGCCAGCCCCUUGAGUCCAGAUGAAAACUGCUUCUCUCGGAUUGAGAAGGUUCACACAGCUCAGCUGCAGAAGGGAAUGGCUCGAGGAGGACAGAAAUGUAAAGGGGAGCCAGUGAAAGGGAGGGAAAAGGCAGACCAGGGAAAGGGAGGUGGCAAGAAAGAUAGAAAGGUUGGUGGCAAUAAAAAAUAGUGUAGGAAUUUGUUAAAUGGUUUGCAAAAUAAUUGAAUGAACAAUGUUUAUAAAAUCUGUAGUGUUAAUAUUCCCACACUUAUUAGAAGCAGUCGCAUUAGUACACAUUUAUUACAAGUUUCUUUUGUUUCUUUUUUAAGGACAGCUUAUUUGUCGAGCCAUUUUUAUUUUAUUUUUGUUGUUUGCUGGUUCAAUGUUCCAUAAACAUAUACAUGGUUUACUUGUUUCUAGCACAGUUGUCUGAGUGGGAACUUUUUGCUUUGUUUUUUCAAUGAUAAUGCUUUUAAUAUAUUUAAUGAUUAUACUGUUUGAGCAGCUUAUCAUAGGAGAGAGAUGUUAGGUUGCUCUGUAAAACGUCAAUAAAAACAGAUAUACCUACAUUUAAAUUCAUGUUUGCACUUGGUUAGUGAAACAACUUUCUUUGGCCUAUUUGUGACAUUUUACAUAACUAAAGCUAGUUUUUAAUCAUGUCAAAUUAACUACAACAGCAUCAGCACUAAGUCGCCAGUGAGGUCUUUGUUUUGACCCACAGGGUUUAACACAGUUUCCUGUAAGAGUUUUCUGUGCUAAGUAGGAUAUCUCAUGUUGAAAAUGACAAACAAGAAGUAAAAA